AUGAUUACUGUUCGAAACGUUGUUGCCCUGGCUGCGGUCUUGGCCAAUAUUGAUGCCGCACAGGCUCAGAAUGGCGCCUAUGGCCAAUGUGGUGGUAUGAACUGGGGUGGCUCUACGGCUUGCGUCUCUGGAUAUACUUGCACAUAUUCAAAUGACUGGUAUUCUCAGUGCCUUCCUGGUAGCGGCAAUGGAGGCGGCGGUGUCACCACCACUGCCGUGCCAACGACAAUGACGACGGUCACCAACCCAGGCACUACUAGCACUCCCCCAACUGGGGGUGCUGGUUCCAGUACCGGCGGCGCCAACAGCAUCAACGAGAAAUUCAGGGCUAGGGGCAAGAAAUACUUCGGUGUUGCAACGGACCAGAACAGACUUACUGCUGGAAGCAACGCUGCUAUUAUCCAAGCCGAUUUCGGACAGGUGACACCGGAGAACAGCAUGAAGUGGGAUGCUAUUGAAGCUUCGCAGAACAGCUUCAACUUCGCUCAGGCAGAUUACUUGGUUAAUUGGGCAACAACCAACAACAAACUCAUCAGAGGACACACAUUAUGCUGGUUCUCUCAACUACCUAGCUGGGUAGCAAAUAUCAACAACGCCGCCACCCUAACCGCGGUCCUCGAAAACCACAUUGCAACCACGAUGGGUCGGUAUAAAGGCAAGAUCUAUGCAUGGGAUGUCGUGAAUGAGAUAUUCAACGAGGAUGGCUCUCUCCGUUCAGAUGUCUGGUCCAACGUCCUCGGCGAGAACUUCGUUUCCAUCGCGUUCAAGGCCGCUAGAGCAGCUGAUCCUAACGCCAAGCUAUACAUCAACGAUUACAAUCUCGACUCUGGCUCAUACGCUAAGGUCACUACCGGAAUGCGCGACCAUGUCAAAAAGUGGAUCGGCCAAGGAAUCCCCAUCGAUGGUAUCGGAUCCCAAGGCCAUCUCCAAUCCGGCCAGGGUUCCGCUGCAGCUGGUGCCAUCUCCUCGCUUGUUGCCUCCGGGGUCGCUGAAGUUGCAAUCACAGAACUUGAUAUCGUCGGUGCUGCAUCUAACGAUUAUGUUGCCGUUACCAACGCCUGCUUGAACGAGCCUAAGUGCGUGGGUAUUACAGUGUGGGGUGUUCGGGAUCCUGAUUCCUGGAGAGCGUCAAAUAACCCAUUGCUGUUCGAUUCAAGCUACAAUCCUAAGGCGGCGUAUAAUGCGAUUUUGGCAGCUUUGUAA
Molecule: messenger RNA, 1203 nt
Organism: Venustampulla echinocandica
Lineage: Eukaryota; Fungi; Ascomycota; Leotiomycetes; Helotiales; Pleuroascaceae
Product: Beta-xylanase
Exons: 10
Coding region: 1-1203 (400 amino acids)
Biological process (GO): carbohydrate metabolic process
Cellular component (GO): extracellular region
Molecular function (GO): cellulose binding; hydrolase activity, hydrolyzing O-glycosyl compounds
Source: RefSeq, a predicted model, not a curated record